This is a messenger RNA of Macrobrachium nipponense, 2328 nucleotides long. RefSeq names its product sodium-coupled monocarboxylate transporter 1-like. The record is from RefSeq and is a predicted model, not a curated record. Gene Ontology annotation, molecular function: symporter activity. Gene Ontology annotation, cellular component: membrane. Bases 207 to 2165 code for a protein of 652 amino acids. Lineage: Eukaryota; Metazoa; Arthropoda; Malacostraca; Decapoda; Palaemonidae. The transcript is spliced from 12 exons. Gene Ontology annotation, biological process: transmembrane transport; sodium ion transport.
UUCUAAUCCUCGUUUGGUUACUUCACUGGGCCAAGAGAUUCCGGUAGCUGCUCUUGACGCGGGCCGCCUCUUCUUCUUUUUCCUUGCAUCUUUCAAGUACUCAUAUAUAUGGGACUCUCUCUUAACUCACCUCUGCUCUUAUUCUCAAGCGACAUUUCUCCUCAAAUUUCGUGCGAACGAAUACAGCUGAAAAUCAUUUGGGCGAGAUGGCAGGAUCUGACGAAUUAGCUGGCUUUGGGGUGGUGGACUACGCCGUUUUCUGCCUAAUGCUUUGCAUCAGCACGGGAAUUGGUAUCUUCUUUGGCAUCAGAGGCAACAAGAACACAGAAGACUUCCUGAUGGGGGGAAGAAGUAUGUCAACCUUGCCAGUUUCCAUAUCUCUGCUUUCGUCCUUCAUCUCGGCCAUUUCCAUUCUGGGAUUCUCUGGAGAAACUUACGCUCAUGGUCUUCAGCUCAGCAUAUUACUUUUAGGAGCCUUCAUCGGUAUAUUUGUUGCUACCGUGACCUUCCUGCCUGUUUUCUACCCCCUGAAGCUGACUAGCGUUAAUGAGUACAUCGAGAUGAGAUUCCAUUCGAAAGCCUUACGCCUUGCCGUCUUGCUGCUUGGCUCCCUAUCCGGAUUCCUGUACACCGGACUUUGCCUCUACGCCCCUACGUUGGCCUUGGCUUCAGUCACGCCCAUUUCUGUGGAUACCUACAUCGUCGUAAUAGGCGUCAUCUGCACCAUCUACUGCUCUAUAGGUGGUCUCAAGGCUGUGGUCUGGACCGACACGUUCCAGAUGUUUGUCAUCGUUUUAGGUCUGGUGGCGAUCGUCAUCACGGGCAGCGUAAGAGUCGGAGGAAUUGCAAAGGUGUGGGAAAUUGGCACACUACACAAUCGUACGGAACUGUUCGACUUCAACUUCAACCCCUACCAACGUCACAACUUCUGGAAUAUCAUCACCAUGGGCGUGUCCGUGUACUUCUCGAUGUAUGGUGCCAAUCAGACCAAUCUUCAGAGGGCGUGCUCCGUGCCCACGAUGGGUGAUGCCAUCAAAGUCUACUUGAUCAACCUCUUUGGCAUGGUUUUUACCUUGUCACUAGUAUUCUUCAGUGGUCUUUGCGCCUUUGUCAACUACGCUGGCUGUGAUCCUAUAUCAAGAGGCCACAUUUUCUCAAAGGACCAGAUCAUUCCUUACUUUGUCAUGGACAAGGUAGGAUUCUUCGGGAUACCGGGGCUCUUCGUUGCGACGCUCCUCAGUGGCGCUUUGAGCUCUAUGUCCUCGGUCAUUAACUCCUUAGUGGCAAUGAUCUGGUCUGAUCUAGAGGAGAGAGUCCCUUUCUUCCGCAAUAUGUCUCAGAUUGGAGCUACUCUUAUCAAUAAAUUAAUGUCUUGUGCUAUUGGAGCUAUCAUGGUAGGCCUGGCAUUUUUCUGCAAAGGAUUUUCUGGACUGUUCCAAGCUGCCUUCACCAUCCUGGGUAUCAUGGCUGGACCUACUUUGGGCAUCUUCACUUUAGGCCUCGUCUUUCCUCAUGUGGGCAAGAAGGGAGCCUGGUGUGGCAUCUUAGGAUCUGUAGGCAUCAUGACUGCAGUCGUUAUAGGCGCAAACCAGUACAAUCCACUACCUGAACCGUUGCCUGUCUCUACCGAAUUGUGCAACAUCACUUCCAACGGCACAGUUGACGAAGUGACAGUGGCAGAUUUGAGUACCACCGAACUCUUUUCAACACCGGGGUAUGAAAGCACCAUGAAGAGAAGACUGAAUGGAUCUGCCCUGGAAAAUCAGGUGUUUGAUGAGGACGCAAAAUACACAGCGGCUACCUUCGAGGUCACCACCCUCGCUGAUAUCCUAGAGGAUCAGCCAGGGAAUUAUUCAAUUAAUGACUGGCCGAUGAUGUAUCUGUUCGGUAUUUCGUACACGCUUUAUACGCCUGUGGGAGCAAUUCUCUGCCUUGUUAUUGGCAUUGUCGUUACAAUGAUCACAGGAAGCGAAGACCUGACACAGAUGAGACCUGAACUCAUAGCUCCCAUGUGUCGUUGGCUCCUGCCGAAGAAGGCGCAGCAGGGGUACUCUUCAAACGCCACGUACACGCCCAUAGCCACCGAUUUCAGGGACGUCAAGGUCGACCUCAGAAGUAAUUUGGCCGUUCCUCCCCCUCAUAUGAUGCGCCAGUCUAGUCCUUGAGGAGCGGAGCUGGGGAGAUGACACUUCAAAUCCAGCUACUAUACAUAUAGGGAUAAAGGAUACGUCUGUGAUUUUAUUCAUAUAUUAUAUAUAUAUAUGAUAUGAGUGUGUGUGAUCAUUCACAUGCAGUGCAUAUAUAUAUAUAUAUAUAUAUAUAACAUAU